AUGCCUCUUGACGGUGUCAAGAAUAUAGUGCUGGUCCUAUCCGGCAAGGGUGGCGUCGGUAAAUCCUCCGUAACCCUCCAACUAGCCCUUGCGCUCUCCCUCCAAGGCAAAUCCGUCGGUAUCCUGGACAUCGACCUUACAGGCCCCUCAAUCCCCCGCUUAGUCGGUCUCGAAGAUGCAAAAAUUACACAAUCUCCUUCAGGCUGGCUACCUGUCCCGGUACACAAUGCUACAUCUUCGCCAUCGCCCCGUGGUGCACUUCACUGCAUGUCUCUAGGCUUUCUCCUUCGUGACCGCGGUGACGCUGUAAUCUGGCGCGGGCCGAAGAAGACAGCGAUGAUCCGCCAGUUCCUUUCGGAUGUCUCGUGGGGUCAGACAGAUUACUUGCUUAUUGAUACACCACCCGGGACGAGUGAUGAACAUAUCGCAUUAGCAGAGCAAUUACUUACGCUCUCGACGACGGAUGCGGCGCUUGCGGCGCAGAAUAAUCUCCCCCGUUUGACGGGUGCAGUGCUUGUUACUACGCCGCAAGCUGUUGCGACGUCGGAUGUGCGCAAAGAAGCAAACUUUUGCGUCAAAACGAGUAUUCCUGUUCUUGGUGUCAUUGAGAAUAUGUCUGGGUAUGCUUGUCCAUGCUGCGGGGAAGUGAGUAAUUUGUUCUCGAGUGGUGGUGGAGAGGUCAUGGCACAGCAGCUUGGGAUUCCCUUUUUAGGGAAGGUUCCUGUUGACGUGAAGUUUGGGGAGUUGGUUGAAGGGAAGAUGGAACCUUUUAGUGAUGAUGAGGACGAGGAAGAGGGGGAGGGCGACGGUGUAGCGAAGCAAGAGGAGGUUCAGCCUGCUGAGCCUGAUGAUAGGCCCCUCGUUGAGAAGUAUCCAGAGGGAUGGUCGUAUUCCCGGUUUGAGGGAUUCGCGAAGACUAUCAUUGGCCAUGUACAGCAGACUGCGGCAUCUUGA
This is a messenger RNA of Penicillium angulare, 954 nucleotides long. RefSeq names its product Mrp/NBP35 family ATP-binding protein. Gene Ontology annotation, biological process: iron-sulfur cluster assembly. Gene Ontology annotation, molecular function: ATP-dependent FeS chaperone activity; ATP binding; 4 iron, 4 sulfur cluster binding. The coding region runs from base 1 to 954 and encodes 317 amino acids. The record is from RefSeq and is a predicted model, not a curated record. Gene Ontology annotation, cellular component: cytosol. Lineage: Eukaryota; Fungi; Ascomycota; Eurotiomycetes; Eurotiales; Aspergillaceae. The transcript is spliced from 2 exons.